Messenger RNA from Effrenium voratum, 5489 nucleotides. NCBI's taxonomy places the organism in Eukaryota, Dinophyceae, Suessiales, Symbiodiniaceae. The record is from the annotation of a GenBank genome assembly.
GUCACCAGACAGUGCACUUUGGUGACCGACCCUGUGCAGUGCUGGAGGCGGAGACGAGUGGCGAGCAGCUGGUCUGCGAAACCAGCGCGGGCUUGGCCGGAGGACCGGCCUUGCCGGUCUGCCUUAGGCUCUCGGCCGCCGGCCCCUGCGAGCCGGCCUGUGAGAGCUGCAGCUUCCAGUACGCGGAGGAGGAGACGCCCUACAUCUCCUGGCUCUCGGCGCGCGGCUUCUGCGGGGGCGACUCGGUCGCCCUGGGCGCGGCCGCGCCGCAGGCGCUGCUGGUGGCGCAGCUGGACCGUGCAGUAGUCGAAAUCGGUGGCUACAUUUGCGACGCCAGCGAGGGGCAAGUGCUGAAUUCAGAUGAUUUGCUUGUGCAGGGCCGCACGGUGAACUGCGUGUUGCCCUCGACGGGCCUGGGUCCGCGGCUGGCGAGGGUGCAGCUGCGGGCGCUGGCCAGGGGCUGGCAGGACCCGGGCUGCGCCAACUUCCCCUGCUUGGAGGGCGGCGAGGACGAGCGUGGCCUGGGCCUGGCCGCGUAUAGGACCUGGCAGGGCGGCGCGGAGCUGGCGCCCGCCUUCGUGGACCGCGGCUUCCAGCUCUACGAUCUUACGAUCUUCCCGCAGAUUGCCAACGUCACUCCAGGUUCUGUGGGUGUCUUGGGCGGCACGCUGCUGCACAUCGCCGGGAAGAGCUUUGACGAGGAGGUCUCGCGGAACGUGGUGACCGUGGCUGACGAGCCCUGCCGCGUGCUGAGCGCCGGCCCGGACGGCCUCACCUGCGAGCUGGACGACGUGCAGGGCAACCUGAGCUGCGCGGAGUUGGAACUCUAUGCCGGGGCCAGCCCGCACGCAAGCGAGAAGUUUCUGGAGCACGACGGGGACUUGUCCUCCUGUCGGGUGGAGCAGCUCGCGGACGGCCGAAGCUUCUCCGUGGCGGUGAAUGCCUCAGAGAGCUAUGGCUACUACUGGGUCGAGGACUCCUGUCAGGCGGACGGGCGACAUGUUCGCGGUCACCUGGCGGAGGAGAGUGAGGAGCGGCUCACCUUCUGCUGCACUCUGAAUGGCAGCAGCUGUGUGGGCCCACGCUACGGCCAGGUGACCACCUCGAUCCCCUCAUACUGGCAAGGAUGGGGCUCCUGGGUUCAGAUGGGGGGGGGCACUACCACGCCGGACCCGCUCUUUGGCACCUGCUUGCCGCCCACCAGCCACAAGGAGGCGGAGCUCACCUGUCAGCUCACGGGCAUGAGGUUGUGCUCCAAAGUAGAGCUGAACUCGGGCCUCUGCUGUGCUGCGGACUGCUUCGGGGACGGCAGCGCCACCAUCGGCGCGUGGUCCAGCGACAGCGGGCAGCGGCAGCAGCUGGCGGUGAGCGCCGACGACGGCCAGCCCUGGACGGAGGAGCUCUACAUCCGCUGCGAAGAGGCUUGCCGCUUUCCCUUCAACGUCACCUUCCCGGGCAACGGGACCACCACCACCACCACCCGCUACACACCGGAGCAGCUGGCGCUCUGGGAGUUUGCGCCCUGGCUGCGGCCCGCGGACUUCGUGCCGCCCACGCAGGCGGAGGAGGAGAUCCUUCCGCUUGGGCCUCCGGUGCCAGAGCCCUUGCUGCCGCCCUCGCCCCCGCUGCUGGCGCCCUUUGCCGGGGGCCGAGGCUUACUCUACAAGGUCUACUCCAACUCUGAGAACCUGCCAGUGCAUCGCGCGCUAGGCCACGAGAAUGCCGCCUACCCGCAGAGCCCCAUGGCCAGUGGAGUGCUCCCGGACAUGCUACGAGGCGCCUUCCGCCACGUGCGCUUCGCGCCGGUGCCGGCGACGGCCGUCUCCGCGCGGCGGAGCUAUGUGCCUGAGCCGCCUUUGUCGGAUGACACGGGCCAUGAUUUGUACGCCGAGGAGAUCGUGGGCUUCUUUGUAGCGCCCUUCACGGCCAGCUACAUCUUCUACCUGGCCGCUGACGACGAGGCCGACCUUUCCAUCUCCUGCUGCGGGGACAUGGCUGGCAUGAAGGUGGAGGUGAAGGCCUCCAGCCGGGACUACCCCAUGCCGCGCUACACGCCGCUGGCCUGGUUCGGCGCCUGCGAGGCCGGGAUGGACGUGCCCUGUUCCAUCUCGGCGCCUCACCACUUCCGGGCAGGCGAGCAAACCUUGCUGCGGGUUCGACACCGGGACAACGUGGCGGGGGAUUGGCUGCGGGUGGGCCUUCGCAUCCACAACGCCCUGGCGCACGAUGGGUCGACCGUUCCGGCGGAGCUCGUGAGGAGGAAGUCCAUCGUGGAGGUCCAGCGGCUCACGUUGACCGCCUCAGUGGUGAGAGAGAGGCAUCAGCUCAACUUCUACCGGAUCCUGACAGGCUCCUUCCGGAUCCACGUGCGGCGCUACGCCCGGAACUUCCUGCGCGAGGGGACCUCAGAUUCUCUUCGGUAUGGUGACACCGCGGACCAGUUUGCCACCGCGCUCUGGGCGACGCAGGACCUCUAUGGCCGGGUCCUGGAGUGCCAGCCCACCGUGGAGCGGCAGCAGAGCGGAGAGCGGAUCAGCUAUGUGGUGACCUUCCCAUGCCCGCAGCCGGAAGACGGGAACUCCCACGCUGCCUUGCAGCUGGUGCCGGGCCUGGAUGUGAUUGGUACCUCUGUGCUGAGCUGGGUGAUGAACUCCAGCAAGCUGCAGACUUCCUCGGGGCUGGUGCGGGGCAGCUUCCGCCUCUACUUCGGCCGCGGCUGGACCGAGGCCCUGCCGUACUACGGCUGGGCGCAGGUCCAGUCGGAGCUCACGCGGCUGCCGGGGCUGGCGGCGGUGACCACCUGGCCCUUGCAGGAGGUGCAGCAGGGCGGGCGCGAGGGCUGGAGCGUGGGUCUGCUUCUGCCGGGCGCUGGAGGCGGAGAGGACAUGCCGCAGAUCCAAGUGGACGCCUCGGAGCUCUCUGGCCCAGGCGUUCAUCUCACGGUGGAUACUCUGGCGAACGGCUCCAGCGAUCUGUUCCUGGAGGAGAUCCCGGCAGAUUGGUUCCGCACCCCGCACUCGCAGCAGCAGGUGGUGGUGGAGAGCAACGGGGUGCGAGCCGCGGGGCUGGGGGAAGCUGGCGCGGCCCUCCGCCGCAGCGAGGACUUCACGCCGCGGCUGAUGGAGCUGAGCCCCUGGAGGGUGCAGGUGGGCGCCGAGGUGAUCCUGCGCUUGGAUCGAGUGGAUGGGAACCACCUGCGGAGCCUAAAGAUAGCGCCCUUCACUCUGAUGAUCGGCCCCGUGUUGUGCAACAUGACGUCUUUUUCUUGUGAGAACGGAGAGGAGCGGAACUGUGGCGCCUACCCGGAGGUUUGGAACGCCCGGUGCACGGUGCCGGACGGCCGAGCAGGGCAGCAUGCAGUCCAGGUGCUGGUGGAGGGCCAAGGCCGAGCGCAGUACACCAACGUGACCGUGGCCUUGCCCGUGCCCGUCAUUGACUAUGUGCCGGAGCUCCACUUGGUGCGUCCCGGCCGCGGCAGCUGGGCCGGGGGCACCGUGGUGCUGCUCGCCGGGUUUGGGCUCCAGGGCCCCGAGGCGUGUCAGCUGAUUCACUUUGGUGCCUCUGCUUUGCUGGAGGUCCCCAUGGACUACUUCGAGGAGGAGAUGGUGCCUGAGCUCCCAGGGCGCCUGCUCCGGUGCCUCACGCCGCCGGCGCCAGAAGUGCCGGAGGCCUGCGAGAUUUCUCCGGGCUGGGACUGCGGCCCAGCGGAGGAUUUGGUGGUCCCAGUCACCGUGGCCGGCUACGCCACAGACUGGUCCUUCAACUACUCCAGCGACGUCACGCCGCUGGUCUCGGCCAUCUCCCCCCAGCGCUCCGCGGCCAUGAGCGGCAUGGUGAGCUUGCAGGGCGCUCGCUUUCCUCCCUUGCGCGGCGGCCGCGCCGCGGACCCUGUCGUGGUCUACAUCGGAAGUCAGCGCUGCCGGCCAGAGGAGUCGACCGGCGCAUCCUUGCGCUGCUUCCUCCUCCGGCACCCGCCGGUGCCCUCGGGGCAAAGCGCCGUGGGGCUCUGGGUGCUGGGUCUGGGCUUUGCCGUGGUGACGCCGAGCACGCGCUUCUCCCACCCCUUUGCCGUCACAGAGGUGAGCCCUGCGAGCGGCAGCUGGCACGGGGGGGCGCUGCUGGAGAUCCGCGGGGAAGGCUUCCACGCGGAGAGCGCCAGGCACGAGGUGCUGCUGCGGCUGGCGGUGAAUGGUUCCCAGGACCUGCCCUGCCCGCUGCUGCCGGGGCCGACUCUGGGCCGGCGCCUGCAGUGCCAGGACAUGUCCUCAGAGCCUUUCGAGCGGUUGAAGGCCAAGCUCUCCGAGGAGGUCCAGGCGGGGGCGGUGGCGGGCGCCUGCCACCUGGUGCUGCGGAACGGGCGCCGCGUCUUCGCGCACGCCAAGGGCGCGGCGAAGCUGGGGAGGACGUCGAAGGCCAAGGCCUUCGGUUUGAAGACGCUGUGCAAGCUCCACGGCUGCUCCAAGCCCUUGGUCUCCAUGGCCUUCCUGCUGCUGGUGCAGCAGGGCCGCGUGAAGCUCGAUGACCCCGUUGCUCAGUACCUGACCUUCCCAGACGUGAGGGCCAUCAAGGCCAAGACGAAGGCCAAGGUCAAGGUGAGGAAGGUUCAGCAGCAGCCAACACUGCGGCACCUGCUGACAAUGACGGCUGGUCUCCAGUAUCAGGACUGCCCGGCCUAUGGCGCGGUGAUGCGGCGCAUCCGCCGCAAGGAGAUCCGAGGCUUGGAGGCGAUGUGCGACGCGCUGGGCCAGCGGCCGCUGCAGAGCGAGCCAGGAGCGCGGUAUGCCUACAGCUUCUGCACCGACUUCGUGGGCCGCGUUUGUGAGGUGGUGAGUGGGCAGAGGCUGGACAAGUUCCUGGAGACCAUCUUGCUGAAGCCCCUGCAGAUGAGGGACACCCACUUUGUGGUUCCCGCCAAGAAGCGAAAGAGGCAGGCCACCCUCUACGACUGCCAGCCAGUGGAUGGGUCCACGUGCAUGCCCAAGGUGUGGGAACAUCCAGAGAGGGCAGAUGGCAUCAUGAGUGCGGGCGGCGGCAUAUUGAGCUACCACGAUGCGGGGAUCUGGAGCACCGCGGCAGACUACGCCAAGUUCUGCCAGAUGCUGCUGACAGGCCUUUCUCCCAGUGGGAAGCAGAUCCUUGAGCCCGGCUUCCUGAAAAGCCUCUGGCGCGACGGCCUGGUGGACUAUGGACGCAAGGAUGGGCGCCUGCCUGGCUGGCACGACUCCCCGGGCGCCAUGUGGGACUUCACAGGCUGGUCGCUGCUGAACACGCACCUCACCUUCCAGGACGGGCCUCAGGGCCGAGGAAGAAAGCUGGGGCAGACCAUGUGGAUGGGCGGCGGCGGAGGGACCUACUGGGUGGUGGACCGACGGCGUCAGACGGUCUCGGUGUCCUUCUGCCAGUCCUUCGGUGGCCGGGGAGACGCCACCGACGAGGCCAAGGACGCCUCGAUCUUCACCGAAGCCGCGCUGAAGCGAAGGCGCCGCUGA